This is a messenger RNA of Gigantopelta aegis, 1783 nucleotides long. RefSeq lists its product as uncharacterized. Lineage: Eukaryota; Metazoa; Mollusca; Gastropoda; Neomphalida; Peltospiridae. The record is from RefSeq and is a predicted model, not a curated record. The transcript is spliced from 2 exons. The coding region runs from base 680 to 1075 and encodes 131 amino acids.
UUAUGAUUCUAGAUACAAGUAAUGAAGGCCAGGCAUAUGUAUAACUUAUAUUACAGUUAUGAUUCUAAAUACAAUUAAUGAAGGCCAAGCUUAUGUAUAACUUAUAUUACAGUUAUGAUUCUAGAUACAAUUAAUGAAGGCCAGUCAUUUGUACAACUUAUAUUACAGUUAUGAUUCUAGAUACAAUUAAUGAAGGCCAAGCAUAUGUAUAACUUAUAUCUGAGCGCAGGUAGAAACUUUACAAUCAUAUUUUUUAUCGUAAAUUAUUUUGGAGGAAAUCAGUUGAAAUUUGCGUUACAUAAUGGAUGAUAAAGGUCUUCCCGAUGAUACUGCACGGAUGGGGCUGAGUGAAAACGCACAUAUUGCCUUUCUGCACGUCUAAAGCGCAAAACCUGACAAACACGUGCACAGGAUCACGUGAUCAACACAGUGAACGCGUAUGCCUUCAAAUCAAUUCACACGUGUAUUGUUUAACAGGAAAACACAUUAAAAUUUCUGGUGACAAAUUAGUGACUGAAUGCCACGCCUCACAAAUGCAGAACGUGAGCGUGCUGUGGGUAGGCUGCACGCAGGACAAUCCGUUGCGGCAGUUGCUCGCACACUAGGAUGCAGCCGACAGACAAUUCAUAAUCUCAGAACCCGUGGCCAGGACAUCCGCGUGUGACGUCACGCCGAGAGGAUGGACAAAUCAGAUUACGUCAUCUCCGUAAUCGGUUCGAGACGGCCGCGUCCACAAGCAGACAAUUGUUCAGGGGUCGGGUAUCACAAUCCACCAUCAGGAAUGGACUGCGGACUGCUGGUCUGCGGACUGCUGGUCUGCGGACUGCUGGUCUGCGAGCUAGGAGACCAUACAAAGGACCCAUUUUCACGCCAUUUCACCGUCGUCAACGUCUGGAAUGGACCCGACGACACGUUAGAUGGAAUCAGAGACGCUGGAAUAACGUUGUCUUUAGUGACGAGUCACGUUUCACACUUAGGUUUGCUGAGGGAAGGGUACGGGUGUGGCGUAGACCGCGAGAACGCUAUGCGCAGUGUUGUGUUCAGGCGGUCGACAGAUUUGGUGGCGGCAGCGUAAUGGUUUGGGGUUCAUUUUAUUCCCAUAGUCGUUCCCGAUUGAUUGUCGUCCAGGGCAACCUCACUGCCGCACAAUACCGUGAUCAAGUGUUGACACCGGAACUGCUGCCGUUCAUGCAACAACACGGUCCAGGAUUGACAUUUUAACAAGACAACGCUACACCCCAUACAGCGAUCUUGACGCCUCGGUGGCGUCGUGGCAGGCCAUCGGUCUACAGGCUGAUGAUGAUACUUACUGAAGGCCAGUCCUUUCUAUCACUUAUAUCAGUUCCAAUUUGACUGAUAACUGCAUUCCCGGCAUCUUCGAUUGUAAUUCCAAAAAGUUUACAUUUUCCAAUGGAAUGCUGAAAGCUGAAAGAUUCGCAUCUGUUACGGAGCUUGCACUGUGACGCACAUUCCACAAGCCCAGUGUCUUCUAUGACAUCUAUACCUACGUCCAUUAUAGCUUUGUUCCUGCGUAAAAAUCUGAACUUGUCAGGAUUUGUGCACGUACGUACAGAAACAGAGACGUGCCAGAAAAUACUCACCAAGAACGCCGACUCAAGAACCGCAGUGUUCAUCGUGCAAUUGUUUGUCUCCCUUCUUCUGUCUCAGUUUACACUGCAUUUUUAUGAUCGCAUUGUAUUUGUAAGUUUCAGCCAAUGGCUGAAUGACAGCUAUGGCAAAAAAAAUUCUUCAGCCAAUUAUCCAAUAAAAUAUUCUAGUAGAA